AUGAAUUUCGACCACAGCUUUCUAUCGCAGGACGAUACGACAGAGGUUUCACCAAUGAUCAACCAACAAAGGACGUUUUUAGCCGACCUGGAUCACAAUAUUAUCAGCUCGCAGUUUGUGACACCUAACCCCAACACCAACGCCAGCGCAUUUGCCAAUAACGACUUCAGUUUUAAUGAACAAUCCAAUCGUUUUACAGCAUAUGACUUUUUUGAUCUUUUGGAUUUUGAUUCCAACCGAGACCCAUGUUUAGAGACACCAAAAGCUACAAUAAACGCUACGUUUAAUAAACCUCUAGGUGGUUCGAAUUUUUCAAACAAUGCAACACCGGCAACAAUACCCACUAAUACAUUUGCGCCUUUCUAUCCAACAAAUGAGAACCAUUCUCAUUCAAAUGUCACAAUUCAAACGCAAGCAUCGCCAGUUGUUUCAAACAUUAUGAGCUCCCAGAAUUUCAGCACUACGGACUAUCCUACUGAGCCAAUGUUGAAUACACCGAAUUCUCUGAUGGGUGUGAAAAGUUCGCCCCAGCAAUUUACCCCUCCAUCACACGCACCACCUCAAAUCACGCCACAAUCUAAACUAGGGCCAAUUGGUCUUGGUUUGAAUUCUGAUUUGAUAUACGCUACUCCUUGUCAACCACCACCACCACAAAGGCAACUGUUUCAAAAUAUACAAAGACAAUCUCCAUCGCAGUUGAAUUUUCACGUGCAACCACCUUUGCAGCUGCAACCUCAGACGAACAAUAUUUCACCAUAUGAGCAAGCAAAUGCUAUGUUUCAACAACAGUUGCAACAAAAUGAAUAUGCCCAACUACAAAAUGAUCUUGCUUCAACUCGAAAAUUUAGAUCCGAACUGAGUCUUAAUUUGCAAGCUUUGAUAAAAGAAGAAAAAGAGAAGCAGGAUAGAGUACAUGCUUUCCAGGCGGAGGUACCCAAACAACGAAUAGCUAAGCAUAGAAGGUCAUCUGCUAAAACAACUGACAUUAAGGAGGAGAGUGGUAAACUUGAGGCAUCGUUGACAGGAAACGGGACAACAGAUAAUUCCCACUCAUUGCCAUGUCAAAAUCUCCAAUCGCUAACUACAAGCGAUGAUAUAGAUUCACCGACUACGAUAGAGGUAACGAGCCCACAGUCUUCAAUUGAUGACUUGUUGAAUAAUUCCAACACCAAUGCGGUUCUUGAUAGCAAUAAUAUCACUGCUGAGGAAGUGCUCAAUGAUGAUCAUUUCAAGGACUUAGUGACACCGCGUUUGGAGACGAGAGAGGCAUUUGACGACACUGUUGAUUUUGGGCACAAUGUUGACGUCAAUUUCAAUGAUUUCGAACACAAUUUGAGCAAUGUUUUGCCUACAACUGGAAGUGCAGACUUGUCGAAACCGAAACUGAAACCGGAAUCGAGAAGUACUAGUGUGAAUUCCACCCCUAAAAAGAAAAAACCGCCAGCAUCAGGCAGCAAGGCAAACAACAAAAAAGUGUUGAAAAAAUCAUCGUCAUUCAGCGAUUCACUGUCGGUAUUAUCUUUUCCGAAAUUUCAAAAAGCAAAGACUCAAUUAAAGACGUUUCCUGCGUCGCAAGGUGGUGCUAGUAUGGGGAUAUUUGCGGUAGAGAAUACCGGAUCAUUGGCAUCGCCACAAAAGCGUUCUGUUUCUGCUAGUCGUGUUGAUAUGGCCAGCUCAAUGCCAAUUUUCACAAUGGGUAGUCAUUAUUCAUUUAUUUAUGAGCUUACUGAAGAAAACAAGUCACAGGAUGGCAGUGGGUCUACUGCUGCUUCUCGAGAUGGUGCUAGUGUUUCCAAUCAAGGUACUACAGGUAGUCGUGGUGCUAAUCAUCGAAGAAGCUUAUCGGGUCGAAGGUUGAGUAAUUUUCAAGAACCGAAAUUUAAUCCCAAUUCGCAAUCGAAAACGUUUGAGUUUCAGGUUGACUUGAAAAAGUAG
Molecule: messenger RNA, 1935 nt
Organism: Lodderomyces parapsilosis
Lineage: Eukaryota; Fungi; Ascomycota; Pichiomycetes; Serinales; Debaryomycetaceae
Exons: 1
Coding region: 1-1935 (644 amino acids)
Source: RefSeq, a predicted model, not a curated record